Aureobasidium pullulans EXF-150 is the source of this 1461-nucleotide messenger RNA. Its product is annotated as CSN2 COP9 signalosome complex. NCBI's taxonomy places the organism in Eukaryota, Fungi, Ascomycota, Dothideomycetes, Dothideales, Saccotheciaceae. The coding region runs from base 1 to 1461 and encodes 486 amino acids. The record is from RefSeq and is a predicted model, not a curated record. Gene Ontology annotation, biological process: protein deneddylation. Gene Ontology annotation, cellular component: COP9 signalosome. The transcript has 5 exons.
AUGUCCGACGACGACGAUUUCAUGCAGGACUCUGACCAGGAGGACUACGACUUUGAGUACGAAGACGAAGAUGAGGACCAGGGCGGCGAUGUCGACAUCGAAAACAAGUACUACAACGCCAAGCAAUUGAAGGUCGACAACCCCGAGGAAGCCAUCGACGAGUUCCUUGGUGUUCCUGCACUUGAAGAGGAGAAAGGAGACUGGGGAUUCAAAGGAUUGAAACAGGCCAUUAAGCUCGAGUUCAAGCUACGCCGCUAUGAUCAAGCCGUUGAGCACUACCAGGAACUGCUCACCUAUGUCAAGUCAGCCGUCACCCGUAACUACUCGGAAAAGUCCAUCAACAACAUGCUCGACUUCAUCGAGAAGAACGCAGAAGACGAGGCCGCCAACAAGUGCAUGGAGCAGUUCUAUUCCAAGACGCUCGACUCCUUCCAGAGUACAAAUAACGAGCGUCUCUGGCUCAAGACAAACACAAAGCUGGCCCGUCUCUGGCUCGAUCAGAAGGACUACCGUCGCCUGACGGACAAGGUGCGCGAACUACACAAGGCCUGUCAGCUCGAAGAUGGCUCCGACGACCCCAGCAAGGGCACAUAUUCGCUCGAAGUCUACGCUCUAGAAAUCCUCAUGUAUGCCGAAACUCGCAACAACAAGCGCCUCAAGGCUCUCUACCAACGUGCACUCAAGGUCAGAUCGGCCGUGCCUCAUCCCAAAAUUAUGGGCAUCAUCCGAGAGUGUGGUGGCAAGAUGCAUAUGAGCGAAGAGAACUGGAAAGAGGCUCAGUCCGACUUCUUCGAGUCUUUCCGCAAUUACGACGAGGCCGGUUCAUUGCAGAGAAUCCAAGUGCUCAAGUAUCUCGUUCUGACGACCAUGCUGAUGGGCUCCGAUAUCAACCCCUUUGAUUCGCAGGAGACCAAGCCAUACAAGAACGAUCCUCGUAUUGCUGCCAUGACCGAGCUGGUCGACGCUUACCAGCGAGACGACAUUCACCGGUACGAGUCAAUCCUGCAGAAGAACAAGGAUCUGCUGGCCGACCCCUUCAUUGCCGAGAACAUUGACGAAGUCACGCGAAACAUGCGCACAAAGGCCGUUGUGAAGCUGGUCGCCCCUUACACGCGUUUCCGCCUCUCUUUCAUCGCCAAGCAGCUGAACAUCUCCAUCCCAGAGGUUCAAGACAUCGUAGGCUUCCUGAUUAUGGAUCAAAAGCUCCACGGUAAGAUCAACCAAGAAGCCGGAACCGUCGAGAUCGAAAGCAGGGCAGACUUGGAUCGCAUGCACGCAGUCGCCGACUGGACUUCGGCCGUGCGUUCGUUGGCUGCAUUCGUCCUGAACGACGGUGAGGGUUUCAAGGGUGACGAUGGGGCGCCAUCCAUGGCGAAUCCCGAGGCGUACUUUUCGCCCUCCGCGCAUCGUACCAACAUGCCUGCUGGAAAGCGCAGACUUCAGUCCCGGGUCCCAGGUUGA